CAGAAUGUAGCUGCUUUCUUCCCUUAGAGGUCUCAGCGCAUAAACAAAAGUAUAUUCUUUCUAUAUAGUAGAUAUAUCAAGUGAUCUAGUUAGAUUCUAUUAAGAUCGAUAUGGAUUUCGAUCGUGUACUGGAGAAGUGCGGAAACUUUGGCCGCUUUCAGUUUGUCCUGCUCAUUCUGUACGGCUACACAAACAUACUCAGUUCGCUGCACUACUUUUCCCAGACUCUGAUUACCUUUACGCCAGAGCAUUGGUGCUCCCAUGACGAUUUGAUGGGCUUAAGUGCCUCUGAGCUCCGCUCCAUUUACUCCAAUGUUUCCCAUUCCUCCUGCACUCUACUCUCGGAGGUGAUCAAUGGCACUGGGGUGGCCGCCCAGGAGGCCUGUGAGGACUGGAUCUUUGAGCGGGAGAAUGGCUACGAGAGUCUGACCACCGAAUUGAAGUGGGUUUGCGACAAAUCCCACCAGCCAGCGGUGGGUCAAUCCUUUUUCUUCCUGGGCUCUGUGGUGGGCACCAUUACCUUUGGCUUUCUGUCGGAUCACAUUGGCAGGCUGCCAGCCAUGCUAAUGGCGGCUAUUUCCGGAGCAACUGGUGACUUCAUCACCUCCUUUGUGCACACUCUGCCCUGGUUUGCCUUCUCCAGAUUUGUGUCUGGAUUGUCCACGGAUACCAUGUACUAUCUGAUGUACAUUUUGGUCUUCGAGUACCUGAGCCCCAAGCGCCGCACCUUUGGCCUGAACAUCAUCCUGGCAGUGUUCUACUGCUUUGGCCUGAUGACCUCACCCUGGAUCGCCAUGUGGAUUGGCAACUGGCGACGUUACCUCUGGUUGGCCUCGCUUCCUGCCCUGGGAGUGCUCAUCUAUCCGUUGCUGAUCUGCGAAAGUGCCCAGUGGCUGCUGACCAAGAAGAAGUAUGACGAGGCGGUGGCUUGCCUGAAGCGAGUGGCCAAAUUCAAUGGUCGCCAGGUGGAGGACUCCGUGUUUGAUGAGUUCGUGAAGCACUAUCGCGAAAAGAUGAACGAGGAGAGCAAGCUGAACAAGCAGAUGGACACCUUCCUGGGAAUGUUCAAGACACCCAGGCUACGUCGCUUUACUACCACUCUGCUGGUUAAAUCGGUCAUCAUAACGCUGUCCUACGAUGUAAUCAAUCGGAAUAUGGAGGGCCUGGGCUCUUCCCCCUUCAAGCUCUUCUCGCUUACCUCCAGUGUUUAUCUGCCGGCGGGUUUUACAAUUCUCCUCCUCCAGAACAAGAUUGGACGCAAGGGCAUGGCCUGCGGAGCCCUGUUGGUGGGUGCCAUUAUCACAGCCGUCACUGGAUUCCUGAUUGCCUUCCUGGAUCCCAACGAGAACGCUGUCCUUCUGGCCUGUAUGGUUGCUCUGGGUCGCUUUGGAUCUACCGUCUCUUAUGAUGCGGAGAUCCAAUAUGCGGCGGAGAUCAUCCCAACGAGUGUGCGAGGACAGGCUGUGUCCAAUAUUCAUGUGGUGGGUCUGGCCUCCAGCUCAAUGGCCUUCUAUGUGAUCUAUUUGGCCCAAUACUUUAAGCCCCUGCCAUCGAUCUUCAUCAGCUGCCUGAUGUUCUUGGGCGCUCUGCUCUGCCUGUCGCUCCCCGAAACUCUGCACAAAAAACUACCGGAGACCCUGGCCGAUGGUGAACGCUUUGCCAUGAACGAGAGCUGCCUGUAUUUCCCAUGCUUACACAAACGCCGCGAAAGUCUGACCAAGCAUGAGGACCUCAAGUCUGAACCCUAGAGAGUGAUGCACCUGAUAUGCGACUACUGCUUAAAUUACCUGCUAAUUGCAAACAACCUGAUGAUGGGGCCACCUCAGGACCCCAGUAACCCAAUGGUCUGAUAGUUAUUACUCAUGUGAAGGAUGCAUAGUAAUUAAACCAACACCGUUUUUUUGUAUAAUACACCUAUAUAUAACCCUAUAUACAUAUUCAAAACAGAACUGGUAUAAUGAUAUAUAUGAUGUAAUCCAUUCUUUCACAAAUAAAAU
Messenger RNA from Drosophila serrata, 1997 nucleotides. RefSeq names its product organic cation transporter-like protein. Lineage: Eukaryota; Metazoa; Arthropoda; Insecta; Diptera; Drosophilidae. Gene Ontology annotation, molecular function: transmembrane transporter activity. Gene Ontology annotation, biological process: transmembrane transport. The record is from RefSeq and is a predicted model, not a curated record. Gene Ontology annotation, cellular component: membrane.